AUGGAUAUACUGGACACCACUUCCAACCAACAAUAUGGACUACAAAAAAGUCAUAGACGUAAACUGGAGAACUACGCAUUUAACGUGUUGGCGAUUGUGAUCCUUUCUCGGAGACAAUGCGGCCUCACUAAGUGUAUCACUCAGUACCUGAUAGCAAUGGCGACAGCAGAUUUCCUCGUUGUUAUCGCUGAUGUGAUGUUGAGGUGGCUUAUUAUGUAUUUCCCAGUAUCUUUCCUGGAUAUUACUCAUGUCUGUAGUUUUGUUAUGGUGCUCAUUCCUGCAACCACAAUACAUUCCGUCUGGAUGACUGUUGCUUUCACCAUUGAUCGAUUUGUGGCUAUUUGCUGUCCAAAGCUGAAAACCAAAUACUGCACUGAAAAAACUGCAUCUGUGAUUAUUGGAACAACGAGUGUGAAAUUGGCUGUAACGCGAUUGAUGAAUAGUGGAUACUGUUUGGGUAACGCAAACAUUCUGCUGUACAGAUAUUCCUUCAGAUUAUGCUUGGAUGUUCUGAAGGAAAACUCGAAAAAGCAACUUGUGUUUGUCAGCUUUGAGUGGGUUAACUUGAUGGCAAUCACAAUCCUAUCUCGCAGAACCUGUGGACUCUCCAAAUGUGUCAAUCGUUACUUGGUGGCCAUGGCUGCAGCAGAUCUUCUGGUUGUCAUCACCGAUGUAAUGUUGAGAUGGUUUAUCAUUUACUUUCCAGUUUCCUUCCUGGAUAUUACUUUUGUAUGUAGUUUGGUAGAAGUGCUUAUGUUUGCCACCACAGUGUGUUCAGUAUGGCUCACGGUUGCUUUCACCUUUGAUCGAUUUGUGGCUAUUUGUUGUAAGAAGCUAAGAACAAAAUACUGCACUGAGAAAAUGGCACUAGUGGUUAUUGGAACAGUGAGUGUGCUGGUCUGUUUGGAAAGCAUUCCCUGGUUCUUCAAGUACAGAGCUAAAUACACCUUCAAUAACCUGGAGUGGUUUUGCAUCAAAAAAGCAGAAUAUUACACUUCAAUCUUCUGGACUGUAUAUGUACUUCUCCAUCGCUUUCUAACUCCAUUAGUUCCAUUUCUUUUGAUUGUUCUCUUUAACAUUCUGACAGUCAGACACAUCUUCAUGGCAAGUAAAGCCCGCAGGAGACUCUGGAUGGAAACUGAGAGGGAGGGUCCCAGUGACCCAGAGAUGGAAAGGCGCAGAAAGUCUGUCAUUUUACUCUUUUCUAUCUCAGGCAGUUUCAUCCUGUUAUGGAUGACUAAUGUUACAUGUUUCAUCCAUCAGCGAAUUGCAUUUGUGUAUGGUUCAUCUCCACCUUCACCCACUAUGGGUACAAUUGGAUACCUGCUCCAGCUCCUCAGUACCUGCACAAACACUUGCAUCUACACAGUGACCCAGAGUCAGUUCCGAGAGCAGUUAAAAACAGUUGUCAAAUAUCCUUUCAGUUUGAUUCUCAAAGCUAUCAAACUAUGA
Molecule: messenger RNA, 1452 nt
Organism: Rhincodon typus (whale shark)
Lineage: Eukaryota; Metazoa; Chordata; Chondrichthyes; Orectolobiformes; Rhincodontidae
Product: probable G-protein coupled receptor 139
Exons: 5
Coding region: 1-1452 (483 amino acids)
Biological process (GO): G protein-coupled receptor signaling pathway
Cellular component (GO): membrane
Molecular function (GO): G protein-coupled receptor activity
Source: RefSeq, a predicted model, not a curated record